Messenger RNA from Trematosphaeria pertusa, 357 nucleotides. RefSeq lists its product as uncharacterized. NCBI's taxonomy places the organism in Eukaryota, Fungi, Ascomycota, Dothideomycetes, Pleosporales, Trematosphaeriaceae. Bases 1 to 357 code for a protein of 118 amino acids. The record is from RefSeq and is a predicted model, not a curated record. The transcript has a single exon.
AUGAAGGCGGACGAUGCGAAACAAUCGCUCCUCGUCCUGGGCAUUGUUAUGCUCAUCCCGGCGUUCAUGAUGUGCCUGUUCUACUGGUUCAAGAUCAAGGAGCGGUUGAAGCGCGAGAAGGAAGCGAAAGACGAAGAGUCGGGGUUGAACCAGAAGCCAGAAGGACAAGCUCAGGAUACUGCAGUGCCGGAAAUGGAAGGGACUCCCGUUUGUGAGCUGGAUCCCGGGUUGAUUCAAGAAGUGGAAGGGAAAGAGAUCUGCGAAGUAGACGGGCUGGCGAAGGUGGAGCUUGACGGUCGCGAGGUGGUCGAAGCCGAUGGGAGGACUGGGAAAUUAUGCAUGAGUAUUGUCGGAUGA